Actinia tenebrosa (Australian red waratah sea anemone) is the source of this 3954-nucleotide messenger RNA. Its product is annotated as nuclear pore complex protein Nup133. The record is from RefSeq and is a predicted model, not a curated record. Gene Ontology annotation, cellular component: nuclear pore outer ring. NCBI's taxonomy places the organism in Eukaryota, Metazoa, Cnidaria, Anthozoa, Actiniaria, Actiniidae. Gene Ontology annotation, biological process: transcription-dependent tethering of RNA polymerase II gene DNA at nuclear periphery; poly(A)+ mRNA export from nucleus; protein import into nucleus. Gene Ontology annotation, molecular function: protein binding; structural constituent of nuclear pore.
GAAAAAUGGCGGACGAAUGUGCAUUUUGAGACUUCUCAAAUAUUCUUCAACAUUUUUUCUCAUUUAAGCGCUUUGAAGGAAUAAUAAAGUCACCAUAACCAUGUCUUCUCCAUGGACAAAGUAUCCAGUAAACAAAAGUGUUGGUAGGAAUGUUGAUGGGACGCCAACAACUCCAAGACAGACCUUGAACUACAGCUCAUUCUUAGAUUCGUCCAUGACAGGAAGGAGCCAAGGACGCUCGUCCGUUGCUGGAAAAUUGUUAGAAGAAACGCCGUAUCACAGAGUUGAGACGUUUGGGCUGACUAUUCCUGUACAAAUAAGAGAAGCUUUGGCCUUAAAAAACAAAUCCUCCGUAUUGCAGUAUACAAAUGUCAAGCUACAUGAGUCAGGAUGGGCAUGGUUGGUAUCUGGUAGGAAGCUGUAUGUUUGGAGGUUCAUACCAUCACCAGGGUCUAAGAGUCUUUACUGCAAAGAGCUGUUACUUCCCCCAACAAACCUGUACCACUCAGCAAAUCUUGUAACCAUCCUUCCCAGCACAUGGGGUGCUGACAUCAAUAACCCUGGGUCUGCAGCCAUUAUGAUGGUCUCACCAGAGGGUGUGGUCAGAUAUUGGCCCAGUCUGGCACAUGACAGCAAUUCCAUUGAAGUAAACACUGAGCUGUCUGGACAUCCCUGUCACUCGCUCACUCCAUUCCAGCCAUGUGGUUGUGUUUUGAUGACAACUACCAAUGAACUAAUGCUGCUAAUGCCAUCUCAAAAAUCUAUCAUGAUCCACCCAUUAAAGGUAUCAGGUGGAGUGUUUUCUAUUCUUGGCAGAAGAGUAUCAUCUUUGAUAUUUGGAUCACAACAAGCCGCUGAACAAACAACUACAGUGCAUAAAGUUCUGGUUAGUGACUUCACCAGAGAUAACUCAAGGAUGUUGUAUGUUUUAAGUAGUAAUCAGCUAGCUAAGUGGGAAAUACAGUUGACAUCAUCGAAUACGAUCCAAGAAAAGCUUGUAUACCAGUGUGAUUGUGAGGCCAUGUUUACCAAAGCUGCAUCUCAAGGUCUGCAUGUUUCCUUGGAAACCAUUGACCAGCUAACAGUCUGGUGUCUUGAUGUUUGUAAUACCGGCGAAGGCAUUGACAUACUUGCUGCUGUUGCUCUCAAGGGUCAAGUAAAAACUAGUUUGUUUUACAUGUUUGGAACACUAGACAAUAACUUAUCAGAAGCUCCACAGUCCCUAGGCAGUGUCAACAUUAUUCAAUUUGCCGAAGAGUAUUCACCUUCUCAUGAAGAUCAGCUGUUGAGUUACAAGAUGCUGCUUCCACAACACAGCAGUAAUGCUUAUAUUUACAGUGCUCAGUCUAUCAUUUGUGUCCCAGCCUACAGAACAGAUGACAUUGUCAACAAGAUUGAUUUCAAUUCUCCUGGUGAUGGUAUUCUGGGUGCUGGUGUCAUGAAGGACAAAGCAUUGUUCUUUUCCAGGAAGCAUGGGAUUUUGAGCGUCACAGUCACUGAAGAUGCCUUAAGGCAACAAACAGAUCUAUCUUUUUCAAGGUCCAGAAUACAGGAGCCGCAGGCAUCCCAAAGUAUAGUUCCUGAUGUUUCCUUUUCACAAGACUUCACAGAUGGGGAUUCUACAACAGACCAGUUAACUCAAUUCAAAGCUGCAUUCCUUCAGUUCUGCCAGCAAAAUAUCAAUGAUGCACAGAACAUAUGUGAUCAGCUAUUCACACCAGAUUCCAGUGGAUUAGAUAGUGCUGUAGCAGCCCUGAGUGAAGAACUGAUCAAUGAUUACCCUGCAUCUGAUCCUAGAUGGGCAGAAUCCAUCCCAGCAGGAAGUGUUUCGACAUCAUCAUCACUGAUCAUCUUACAUCAACUAGAGGACAAACUCAAAGCUCAUGGAUUCCUUGUGAACUUCUUAAAAGGUGUUGGAUUAUGGGAUAGGCUGAAGACAUUUAAAGUGAGAGACCAAUCUUUUCCAACCUGGUGUUUGCUUUGCGAACAUGCAGAGAAGUUAAAUGCCGCUAUUGCAUUAUGCAGGUGUCACAAGAUGUAUCAAAAGAUAGUUGAUAUGGUUAUUAGUGUAGUGGUCAAAAAGAGGGGUUCUACUGCACCAUACAAGGGAUUGACUGAUCAAGACCUGUUCUUCAGAGAAGUGUCCUUUAUUGCUGAUAUAUUUGAAGGCUUUCUUGAGUAUGAGGAGGAGAUAUUGAAAACACCUUCCACCCAUGGUACCCAUGUUGAAACCAUUGCUGGAAUUAAUACUUUGAUGCAGGAAAUGCUCCAGGAAGCAUGGUCAUAUAGGCAAGAGAACAGUAGUCUAUAUCAGGUUAUUCCUAACGAGGGCGAUCAGAACCCAGAACUGAUAUUUUGGACAGGUACUUCUGGACCCUCAGGAAUGAGGAAUAUUCUUCUAAACCAGAUUCAGAUUACUGUGGAAAGAGGCAUUAAUGGCACUGAAGACCAGAAGAUGCGGUCCAUGCUCUACCAGCAUCUGGUCAGCCUGGCUGAUAUCUUACUGGAUGGAUACGUUGUUCAGCUUGAAUCCUUGAGACACGAUGCCAGCAAGCAGGACCGCUACGAUGAAGUCAAUCAAAAGUACGAGCAAGACCGAAGAACAGCAAUAUUACCACUUGUCCAGUUGCAUCAGUACAGCCAAGCAACAUCCUUGGCCGAGAAGUACCAAGACUUUGGGAUCCUGAUAGAGUUGUGUGAGGCUAGAGAUGACAAGGACUCAUUACAGUAUUACUCUACACAGUUUAAAGAUCAGGGAUUUCCAGAUUACCUGUUUAAAUGGUACAUGGACAAAGGUGAUCGACAUAAACUAAUGAACCAACCAGCUCCUCAGCACGAGAACCUUGGAAAGUUUCUGUCAUCUCAUCAUCAUCUCAGUUGGCUGCAUGAUAUCCACACCAAGUCCUUCCACAAAGCUUAUGAAACUUUGAAGAAUCUGGCUGAUAAUGAACAGACUUUCUUAACUCGUAAAAAGACUCUACUCAGUUUGAGUAAACUGGCACUGCAGGCAGCAGACGAUGUUGACAUCAAUCAAGACGUUACUGAUCAAAUAGAAAUCAUCAAUAAUGAACAUGACAUCAUCUUGCAACAAGAAGCCUUGCCCAUGGAAGUCUUACAUAAUAUCAACAUGACUGCAGACACGAUGAAUCCUUUAUCACCGACUGAUUUAAUACAGCUCUACGUUGGGGAUAAAAAUCCUCACUCGAACGAAUUUGACUUCAAAAAGGCAUUAGACUUGUUGCGUCAUGCGGAAAACAGUGGAUGUGACGAUAUCGAAUCCCUUAAGCGAUACAUAUGGUGCAGAGCAAUACUGAAAGACGACUGGCUGGCUUUGAAAGAUAUCGAUCCAUUAUCCAGUGCCAGACAUACGGUUUUCUUCAAGACUGUUGAACUAGCUUACAGUCAAGGUCUCAGCCUACAGGAAUUCAUGCCAGCAAUGGAAUCUCUCCUGGAGUCUGAGGAUCUCAAGAACGCUGGGCUGUUGGAUAAUCCCAAUUUCCGUUAUCUCUUGAAGGCUGGCUAUGAGCAGAUUGAGAGGACGACGCAGGACGAUACAGAAAUGGUAGUGUAGUUGAUAGAUAAUGAUUGAUAUUUAAUAUUAUACCACGGCUUCUUUCUGAAGGUUAGAGCUCUAUUUUUGCGACGUAAAAUAUAUCUUUUGUAUAUUUCCGCUGUUGUGUAGUUUUUCUAUAUCUAAAAAAUAACGUUUUCAAUUCCGAUUCCUCAAUUUUUGGUUUACUGAUUCGCAUAUUGAUCGUAAAUUCGUCGUACAUUGAUCGUGUACUUGUCGCAGAUUGAUCGUACAUUCGUCGUACAUUGAUCGUGUACUUGUCGUAGAUUGAUCAUAAAUUGGUCACAUAUAACUCAUCAAUUCUUUAAUUUUCCGUAUACUUAUCGAUUUUGAAUUGCGCACGAAACUCUUGUUCGACCAAAUAAAACCAUUCCAUUACUUAA